GACUACCUUGAGCUUUCUUCUUUACAUAGAUUGAGUGCAUGCUUUUGGAUGUGGAGCUGGCCUCCUGCGUGUCCAGAUGGCUGAAGAGGCCGAGGUCGAGCAGACACCGCAACCCUUCGAAGGAGAAAGGAUCAUCCCAAAACCUGUGAAGGAUGGCGACUGGCUCAAGGGUGAUCUGGCGAAGAUUCACAAGGACUUCUACCUGAACCAUCCGGAUUUGUCCCUGCAGUGCGAGCGCUUUUGCUGGGGGAACUUGGAAGCGGCCCAUCCGGUCCUGGGACAGAGGUCUCAGGAGGAGGCGGAGGAAUAUCGGAAGGCGAAUGGCAUCGUGGUGCAAGUGGUGCGAGGGAGACCUGCGCCGAAGCCUUUCCAGACCUUCCAAGAGACCGCCUUCCCCAGUUUCGUGGAGGAGUUGGCGAUGGAACUCUUCAGCGCCGAAUCGCAAGGAGCUUUGCCUUUCGCGGUGCAAGCGCAAGCCUGGCCCUGCGCCCUCUCUGGCAUGGACUUGAUUGCGGUGGCGCCGACCGGGAGUGGCAAGACGUUGGCGUUUUUGUUGCCGGCCUUGGUGCACAUCAUGGCCCAGCCCCACGUUCAAGAAGGAGAAGGACCCAUUGUGCUGAUCCUGGAGCCCACGCGUGAGCUGGCGGUGCAAACCUACAAGGUGGCCCAGCAGUUCUGCACGCGCACCUCCGGCGAGGACCUGAUCCGCGCAGGGCUCUGCUUCGGCGGCGUGGCGGCGCAGCAGCAGACGCCGCUGGUCGAGGCGCCGGACUUCGGGCGGUGGCCCGAGAUCCUGGUGGCUACGCCGGGGAGGCUCUUGGAAUUGAUCAGCGUGAAGAAAUGGAUCAGCGCCAAGCGGAUGAGCUACGUGGUUCUGGAUGAGGCGGAUCACAUGCUCUUGACGGGCAAUUGGCUCGUCCACAUCAAGCAGCUGCUGUAUCUCAUGCGCCCCGACCGGCAGCUCUUGCUCCUCAGCGCCACCUGGCCUUUGGACGCCGACCGCGUGGCCUCCGACCUGUGUGGAGAGGAGUUGAUCAAGAUCCGGGUGAACCCUGUGGUGCCCAACAUCCCCCAAGAAGUGAAGCUCUUCCCUGGCCAGUUCGAUGGCGGCUACAACAAGAAGAUGGCAGAGCUGGUGCGCUGGAUCCAGGAGGAGAUGGAGCCGAGUGAGUCGCUCUUGGUCUUCUGCCACCACUACCGCUUGCCGCCCCAGAUCGCCCAUCACCCGCCGGUCUUAGAGGCGCUGAGCAAGCACGUGCCAAACUCACACUGGCACGAUCGAGUGGCGGUGCUGGACCAUGCGCAGAAGCACGAGGAGCAGCAGGCGCAGUACAUGAACUUCUUGCAGGGCAAGGUCAAGAUGUUGAUCUCGACCUUCUCCUUGGCCGGCCGAGGCUUGGACUUCCAUGAUCCAGACUCCAUGCCCCUCUCUCUGGCGGUGAUCCUCUUCGACUUCCCCAGCAGCAUCGGAGAAUAUGCCAACUGCAUCGGCCGCACGAGCCGCCCUGGGCAGCGGGGCGGCCGGGUCUAUGCCUUUUUGCCCGAGGGGCGGUUCUGGAUUGCAGGUGAAUUAAUUGCUUUGCUGGAGCAUUGUGGACAGAAGGUUCCAGAUGCUUUGGCUGAGCAACAUGCACAAGAUCAGAAGUUUUUGUCAGAUGUGAAAGCAGGAAUGCUGCAGCUCCUCAAUCAAGGAUCUCUGCAAUCGGACUCCCUCUGUGCUGGUGAAUACGAUGCGGAGCAGAAGGUCUGGACUCUGCCCAGCAGCAUCCCCUCAUAUCGCCGGAAGCUGGUGCACUUACUUGCGGAUGAGCUGAACUUGCCCCACGUGUCCUACGGGGAAUCCUCCGAUCGGAGGCUCUACUUGUCGCACGACCGAGAUGCGCUCCCAGAUAAGUACUUCGUCGAGGGCGAAGCGGUGGUGAUCCGGCACCACGUGCACCCGGAGCAACGCGGCACCGUGGCGAAUGCUCACAUCAACCGGCGCUUCCGGACCAUCGAAAUCCGCGUGAACAACCCGACCUUUGGCGACAUGCCGGUCGACGUCCCCGUAGAGAUGGUCUGGCGUGAGGGCCAGGAGCCGUCGCCCUUCCCAGCGCGGCCCACGCGUGAGAACGUGCGGCGCUAUGCGGACUACCGGGAGCACCGCCCGGAUUACCGAUCCGACUACCGGUCAAACUCGAACUACAAGAGGUCGUGGAAGAGUCCAGGCUAUGGCAGCAGUUAUGGCAACUACAGCGGCUAUUGAAAGAAAAAAAGGCAGAAGAUUUGCUCGUUGGAAGGGCCUUUUGGUAUUUUUUUUCCAGUUGGCAGAAGUGCCAGGUUUGAUCAGGGCGUCCUUCAGUAGUGGAGGUUGGCAGUCUAGCAGUUUCUUGG
Messenger RNA from Durusdinium trenchii, 2373 nucleotides. The record is from the annotation of a GenBank genome assembly. NCBI's taxonomy places the organism in Eukaryota, Dinophyceae, Suessiales, Symbiodiniaceae.